Molecule: messenger RNA, 360 nt
Organism: Prunus armeniaca (apricot)
Lineage: Eukaryota; Viridiplantae; Streptophyta; Magnoliopsida; Rosales; Rosaceae
Source: the annotation of a GenBank genome assembly
AUGGGGUGGUGGGCUGCACUUGUGAGAAGACAACUUUAUAUUGAAGUUGGGUCUGCUCCUUUCGCCAUGCCAAGUGACUUUGACAGAUUUUUUUUUUUGAAGGCUGAGCACCAGGAUUGCACUAGUUCGGUGACACAGCUACAACAACUUUGGUUUGGCCUUCGGCGACCAGAGGCUCUUUGGGUGCCUUCUGGAGCUGCUCCUAGAGUUGCUGAUCUGAAGCUUUCGGAGAAAGUGGAGUGUGGCUGCCAUUCGGUGUCCUUGGCUGAGGUGUUGUUCCUUUGUCCGAGCAUGGAUUUUGACAGUCAAGUAGUUGAUGCUUGCCUUCCCAUUGGGUGUCUUGAUAAGCUUAGUGGCUAG